Messenger RNA from Zea mays, 419 nucleotides. Its product is annotated as mitogen-activated protein kinase kinase 1. The record is from RefSeq and is a predicted model, not a curated record. The coding region runs from base 15 to 359 and encodes 114 amino acids. Gene Ontology annotation, biological process: MAPK cascade. Gene Ontology annotation, molecular function: ATP binding; MAP kinase kinase activity. Lineage: Eukaryota; Viridiplantae; Streptophyta; Magnoliopsida; Poales; Poaceae. The transcript is spliced from 4 exons.
CGGACGCACUUCCGAUGGCGACGCCACGGAAGCCGAUCAAGCUCACGCUGCCGUCCCACAAGACCACCAUCGGCAAGUUCCUGACGCACAGCGGGACGUUCACGGACGGGGAUCUGCGCGUCAACAAGGACGGCCUGCGCAUCGUCUCGCGGAGGGAGGGAGGCGAGGCUCCUCCUAUAGAGCCACUGGAUAGUCAACUGAGCUUAGAUGAUCUAGACGUUAUAAAAGUGAUCGGGAAAGGUAGCAGCGGAAAUGUGCAAUUGGUCCGCCAUAAAUUUACUGGCCAGUUUUUUGCUCUGAAGGUUAUUCAACUAAAUAUUGACGAGAGUAUACACACACAGAUUGCCACUGUCUCCUGAGCUUCGUGCACAAGCAACUGAUCCGAAGAGCAGGCAAGGUCACAGGACCCUGGAUGGAAG